Venustampulla echinocandica is the source of this 1695-nucleotide messenger RNA. RefSeq lists its product as uncharacterized. Lineage: Eukaryota; Fungi; Ascomycota; Leotiomycetes; Helotiales; Pleuroascaceae. Bases 1 to 1695 code for a protein of 564 amino acids. The transcript is spliced from 2 exons. The record is from RefSeq and is a predicted model, not a curated record.
AUGGAUUUAUUCGUGUCUAAUGGUAGAAGCAACGAACUUCAGCCUCCACGCCAUGAUAGCAUCGAAGAAAUGGCAAACGUACUUCUUGACGACACCACAGCUGAUGAUUUAAAACCCGACCUGUGCGAAGAGCGAUCUCAAAUCGGUCGAGCCAUGGGUGCCCCAACAAUCGUAACGCAAGCUGCUCCAGCAAAUGAGAAUACUAUGCCACAGUCUGCUACCUUGGUUUUCAACGGCGAUGGGGCUUCGUUACUGAAUCCACCACCCACUGCUUCGGUCCCAUGUAUUUCCGAUAUGAUCCACGACAGCACCACUUCAGACAAGCUCGGCAGUGCUUUUCCGAGUGUCUCUACACGUCCGGUCAGCCAUGCCAGAAAAUACUCAGCAUCAUCGAUGCAUCGUAGGGCAGUGAAGCGAAAACCUUUGCAGCGCAACAGGUCCAUCUCCCGCCCCUCAAAAGCCACUAGCAGCCCAGUGGAUGCAAGAUACAUCAAUGGCACAAUCGAUACUAUGCUUGCAACAACAGAGGUUCUAAAACCUACUAUUGAUGAAACGGUUCCCCAGGGUUCUGUGGUGCCGGCCAGGAGGCGCCUCAGGGACAGUACUGUUUUAGGCAGGAUGAAGUCAAUCAUGAGAGAUUAUCUACAUGCGACGCCUCAUUUCGAAGGUCACUCCAUCUCUGGGCCAACUGUGCUCGAUCUCGGACUCAGCGAAGGUGCAAAUUUUCAAAACGAGCAAGUCCCCCAAAUCGCUAGCCAUGGGGCAGUUAGGCGUAACCCAGUAACUAGCGAUACCAGAUCAUUGAGCAGCAGAAUGUCGGUUGGCGAUCUUUCGUCCCAGGGAUGUUCUCCUACCGGCCAACAUGGAAUUCCUAGACUACACCGGAGCCUUACCGAUCUGGCACAGUUCAAGGAACGCAAAUAUGAUUCUAUGGGAUAUCAAGUCAAUUGUGAUGCUACUUUCUCAUCGAGUCCUGUAGCGCAGUCAACACCUCGAAUUCGGCUGCAACCUACAAUUGAAGAGGAUGAGAGUCAGGAUAACACAGCCGUUGAUGCUAAAUUUUUGUCCGAUUCGGAGAACUCCCACAAAGCUGACUAUUCGGACAUGGAUCUAGAUACAGAGCCAGCCAGCAUGGUGAAGUCAUCAACGGCCAUCGCAGUCAAGCGGAAGGGGUCUCAGCUGGGAACGCCCAGAGGAAGACUCGGAUCCCAUUCAAGGACUUGGAAAAAGCACCCGUCACCCAGCAAGUCCGAGUUGGAAAGGCUAGAAGAAGAGUUACGAUGCCAGUAUCCUAAUUUGGGAAACCCCGAAUGUGUCAAUGAUGGAGAUGCUGUGCUACGUACUCCGCCCGCCCAAUUUCCAACAGUACCGGUGCUUGCUGCGAAGGAUCCUAAUGAGGGAACCAAGGCAUCAAAGAGACUUAAGAAUGGGAAGAAUUUCAGUUUAUUCAAGAGAUCGCAUCAUACGAGAACAACUGAGUCGACAGCAGAUAUCAACAAAGGGUCCAAGUUCCCGAGUCUUUCUCUAGCCCCGAAACUCCCCAGACGAUUCUACUCUGGUUACAGCAAGCUAGAGCAUACACAGCCCCCCAACCAAGAGCAGGAAACCCAGGACAAUGCCAUGGCUGAUAGCGAGAUGGAGAUUGACGAGUUGCAGUUGAAUGACCCCGCCUUUGAUAUUGCCAUGAAGCCAUAG